This is a messenger RNA of Eriocheir sinensis (Chinese mitten crab), 3005 nucleotides long. It is a transcript of the gene Hacd2, whose product is annotated as very-long-chain (3R)-3-hydroxyacyl-CoA dehydratase-like. Gene Ontology annotation, molecular function: 3-hydroxyacyl-CoA dehydratase activity. The transcript has 10 exons. The record is from RefSeq and is a predicted model, not a curated record. NCBI's taxonomy places the organism in Eukaryota, Metazoa, Arthropoda, Malacostraca, Decapoda, Varunidae. Gene Ontology annotation, biological process: fatty acid elongation; very long-chain fatty acid biosynthetic process; sphingolipid biosynthetic process. Bases 307 to 1431 code for a protein of 374 amino acids. Gene Ontology annotation, cellular component: endoplasmic reticulum membrane.
AAUAACUGCCUUCAUAUAUAGUUAUCGUCAAAAUAGUUAAUUCCUGAUGUUUCUUGGCAAUAUUUAAGCGUCAGAAACCGGCAAAUACUAUGCUCUGAGUACGAUAAUCUGGCAACGACCUUCCCGGGGAGGUAAACAAACCCCGCCGUCGCUGUCCCCGCCGCUUCCCUCACGCCCUUGCCUCCACCGCCCCCAGGCCCACCACGCAGGCCAGGUCACCACGGCAGGUCGUUUCACAGAGAGAGGUCAGAGGUCAAGGGAAACAAGUCCAGAGCCGCGCCGGUGCCCCGCAGGCCGCCCAGCACCAUGGACGAGGAGGGCACCCUCAGCCCCUUCGUGUACUGGGCACAGACGGACGCCACCAUCACCCUCAGGAUCGAGCUCAGGAAUGUACAGUCCCCACAGGUGGAGCUGGAGGAGCAGCAGCUGUCCUUCUCAGCCAUAGGUCACGGUGCACAGGGAGAAAAGAAAUAUGGAUUCACCCUUCAACUCCUCAGACCUAUCGACACAGAGAGCAGCAGAUACCGUGUUCUGGAGCGUAAUGUGGAGUUCAGUCUCAACAAGGCCCACGUAGAGUUUUGGCCCAGACUGUUGGAGGACACAAAGAAGCCAGCCUGGCUCAAGAUUGACUUUGACAAGUGGACACAUGAGGAAGACCUUUCCGAUGAGGCACGGGACAUUAACGAUGACUUCCCCGGCCUGUAUGAGAAGAUGCAGGCAGAGGAGCUUGGGUGGCCCUCCAAGCGUGGUGUUUCAGGAGAGAGCCUCAAGAAAGUGUACCUGUUCUUGUAUAACUUGUGGCAGUUUGUUGGGUUCCUCUACAUCACCGUGGUUACUAUCACCCGUUAUGUCAAGAAUGGACCAGACUCUAUGGAGGGGACAUACGCGGCAGUUGGGUGGAUGAUGCGAAUGUGCCAGCUGACUCAGCUGCUGGAGGUGCUGCAUCCCAUUGUGGGCUACACCCGUGGCCCAGUGAUCCCCGCCCUGGUGCAGGUUGGAGGACGAGGGGUGAUCUUCUUCUGCCUAAUUGAAGGAGAAGACAGGAUGCAGACCAAGCCCGUCAUCUUUUAUCUCUUUCUUGUGUGGUCCAGCAUUGAAUUGGUCAGGUACCCUUAUUACAUGCUGCGAGUGUAUGACGUGGAGAAUGGCUUCAUCACUUGGCUCCGCUACACACUCUGGAUACCUCUCUACCCGCUUGGUUUCAUCAUGGAGGGUGUGGUUAUAUUACGAAGCAUCCCAUAUUUUGAGGAAACUGGGAAGUUCUCAGUGUCGCUGCCCAAUUCAAUCAACUUUGGAUUUUACUUCCCCAACAUCCUACGGAGCUACAUCCUGUUCUUCUUCUUUCCUGCAAUGUACAAGAUGAUGAACCACAUGUACCAUCAGCGGAAGCAAAAAAUAGGCCCUCAGACCCGGACCAAAAAGAUGCAAUAGAGCAGCACACUCGAUGGACGGAUCAAGGUGGUGCCAGUGUGGUCAGCUGGGCAUCUCAAUGCUAUAUGGGUCAAGUGUAGCCCCAAGAGGCAAAUUAGCUCCCUGCAAAACUCUUUAGGUAGUCCAGGAAGACGUGGCUAAAAUUCCAACAGUUAUUUGUUUUAAGAUAGUGAAGAGAAAUUAAAUUAAUCACACUGAUUUCCUGACACAAAUUUGAUUGUAUAAAUUCCUCUCCCCAAAGUUUUAUCAUAUCCCUUUUACUAUUUGAAUACUUUGUAUUUGAAAACAAAAUGUACAUUAAUCAAAAAUCUUAAGUAAAGAAUAAGUUUUUGUGACAAAUUUCAGCACACUGAACAAAUUAUUGUAUUUAUAGCAACUAUAUUCAGCAUAGAACAAAAGAAAAUGCACACCUUCACCAGUUUUGGCCAGGACCAGCCCCUCACCCUUGCUGCAACUUGCAACCCAACCCUAGUCAUCCCCUCAGUCGUGUCUCCCACAGGCACAAAAUCAGUUCAUAUCAUGUCUUCAGGAACAAGACUCAUUAGUAUGUCGGAGUGAUUAUUUGUAGUUCUUAACAUGCAAACCAUCACAGUACAGAAUGAGGAUGUCUGUCAGAUACUUUGGUGAGUAUAAGUCUGAGUGGCAGUGCUAGUCCUUGCUCGGGAACCUUUCACUAUUCACCUGUACACCUGAACAUCACCUCUCGUCAUUGGCUUAGCACUGUCCAUCUCUUAGUGCAUUUGUAUUUGAGAUUAGCCAUUACCUUAAAUACUAUUUAAAACUGUGUGUGUGUGUGUGUGUGUGUGUGUGUGUGUGUGUGUGUGUGUGUGUGUGUGUGUGUGUUAUCAAAUUUGAGGUGUGUUCAUGUGCUAAUAUUUCUCUUUCUUGAAAUUAGGGAUAUUACUUUUAUAAAACCCACAAUUUCUGUAUUCCAAUUGUUACAUAGGUUAACAUAUUGUUAGGAGGAUACAUUUUUUUUCCAUUCUUUGAGCACUGCAUUUAUUUUUUUAGCUUCCACCCACGCCCCCUCAUUCCCGAACCUCUCAUCACCUCAUGCAUUACCUCCCAUAUUUUUGUUUCAUCACCACGUGUCUCAUCUGUGUAUUUACCUAGUUGUGAUAUACAGGGAACGUGCCAUGCCCAUGGGGUCCCGUCUCCAUGCCUCAGUCGGUCAUUCCACAGUUAAGUGGAUCUAUAUGGAAAACUGUAUUUCCUGAUAUCCUUCAAGCACCUUUUUCACUUAAGGAAACAGCCCAAAGGCAGAAAAUUGCCCACUAAGUGCUGCUUUCGUAAAGAAGAAAGGUUAGCGUCCAGGCGGAGUGUCAAACUCAUUUGAUGAAAUGUGUGUGUGUGUGUGUGUGUGUGUGUGUGUGUGGGGAUUUAUGUAUUUGCAGAUGUGUACUGUAUGUAUAUUAUGUAUUGAUAGUUUGUUGAUAAAGUCAUGUGGAAGUUAUAAAUGUGUUCAGAGGAAGAGAGUGUAAGAAUUAGACUUAUGGAAAGUUAUUCCCCUGCAGCUACUCAUGGAUUAUCAAACUUAACUGUGGUAGCUUUCCAAUAUAAAGUAUUUGAUUUGA